AUCCAUUACUGGGCCUCCUUCGCCCAGCAGCGUGGCAUCCAGCUGGAGUGCGGCCAGGGCCACAUCUUCACCCGCGGCACGCAGCGGCUGAUUCCUCAGGCCGGCACGGUGAUGCGCCGCCUGAUCUCCGAGUGGAGCAUCGUGCAGAUGGUGAGCGACCUCAGCCUGGUCAAUGUCCACCUGAUGGCCUCCCCCUGUGAGGAGAACGCGGACCAUCGCUUGGACUCCCUGGUCAAGAAGACGCACCUGCUCAGCCUCUCCUCCCUCACCUACCAGCGCCACAGCCUCCGCACGGCCGAGGAGGAGGUUCUGCUGCGGGACGGGGACGACGUGCUCCACACCCAUCAGCUUCACCUGGUGGACCUCCGGGCCUCCUGGACCACCACCAACCGGGACAUCGCCUUCGGCCUCUACGACGGCUACAAGAAGUCCACAGUGCUGAAGCGCAACCUGUCCACCGAGGCCCUGAGGGGGCUGAAGAUCGGCCCCCAGCUGCCCGCCAAGAAGCCCAGGCGGGGCCCUCCCUCUGGCCACCAGCCCCCGCUGCGGGUCAUCGUGCCGGCCAGCAGCGGCCGGACGGAACGAAGCCCAUCUGGAG
Messenger RNA from Thamnophis sirtalis, 598 nucleotides. The record is from RefSeq and is a predicted model, not a curated record. NCBI's taxonomy places the organism in Eukaryota, Metazoa, Chordata, Lepidosauria, Squamata, Natricidae.